Messenger RNA from Lodderomyces theae, 369 nucleotides. RefSeq lists its product as uncharacterized. Lineage: Eukaryota; Fungi; Ascomycota; Pichiomycetes; Serinales; Debaryomycetaceae. Bases 1 to 369 code for a protein of 122 amino acids. The transcript has a single exon. The record is from RefSeq and is a predicted model, not a curated record.
AUGCAAUACUCAAAAGUCGCUAUCUUGUCCGCCGUUGCUGGUUCAGCCGUCGCUUCAUACAACUCAACUGUCACUGACAUUGCCACCACCGUUGUCACCAUCACUUCAUGUUCAGAAAACAAAUGUACUGAAGUCCCAGUCACCACUGGUUUGACCACCGUCACUGACGUUGACACCAUCUACACCACUUUCUGCCCAUUGUCAACCGAAGCCCCAGCUUCAUCUGCUCCAGUUUCCGAAGCUCCAUCAUCCAAGUCAACCGUUGCUGCUGAAUCAUCUGCUGCUCCAGGUGUCUCUUCUUUCGAAGCCGGUGCCGGUAAAUUGCAAGUCGGUGCUGCUUUGGUUGGUGCUGCUGCUUUGUUGUUGUAA